AGAAUCUGCAGCAUGAAAGUAAUAACAUUGAAGCCUCUGAUAAUUUCUAUUUUCUUCUGUUACAGAUUUAUGCCUGAAAAUAUGUUCCGUCAAAUUAUGUUAGUUCAAUGGACUUUUGUGUUCAUACUGUAUACGAGAUUGGUUUUCGGGCAACAAGUUGUGCCAGGUGCAUGCACCAUAUGUAUUUGCUAUCAGAAUGGAAUUGUAAAUUGUGAACGCCGUCUAUUAACUUCAGUCCCCAACAAUAUCUCGCAAACUACUACAUCUUUAGCACUUUCCUGGAAUUAUUUUACGCACAUUCAACCCGGAUCGUUUGCAUAUCUCUACAAUUUACGAACACUAAAUCUUUACCAUAAUUCCAUUACGGACAUUAAAAGCGGAUGGUUUGCAACUCUCAAAAAUUUAGAAAUAUUGAUUCUUAAAGUUGUGAACUGUUCUGAAGACAGUCAGUGUGGUAAUAAUUCACGUUUUAUUUUCUUUGAAGAGUUCUUAUAA
Molecule: messenger RNA, 495 nt
Organism: Octopus bimaculoides (California two-spot octopus)
Lineage: Eukaryota; Metazoa; Mollusca; Cephalopoda; Octopoda; Octopodidae
Product: slit homolog 2 protein-like
Source: RefSeq, a predicted model, not a curated record